Molecule: messenger RNA, 420 nt
Organism: Leptosia nina
Lineage: Eukaryota; Metazoa; Arthropoda; Insecta; Lepidoptera; Pieridae
Source: the annotation of a GenBank genome assembly
AUGGAACAGAAGUUAAAAGAAUAUAGAGCUCUCAGAAGACGUCAACAGUUCAUUGAUAACGUAAAAACCAAACUGGAAGAUUCUAAACAAAAGUUUAUAAAUUUUUUAGUACCUAAUAAAGUAGUUGAUAUGGAUAAGAAGGAAGAAGAAGUUAUAUUGUUGGAAAAUGAAGAACAGGAUACAUUACUUUAUAAUUCUAAGUCACAACUAGAAGAUUCAACUGAUGUCACAUCUGAAGUUAGUGAAAUAGAAACUCUUGAAGAAAACCAGGAAUCUUGGAGCACUAAGCCUAAGAAACAAGGUGAAGUCUCUGCAUACAGUGUUUUUAAUAAGGAUUGUAAAAGUAUUGAUGGAACUUUAAAAGCUGAACAAUUUGAAAAAGAAAUAAGAUAUGGUGCAGGAACAGUUAGGUCAUUUUAA